CGCUGCAUGCGGUACCCCGCGGACCCCGGCCCGGGUGGCAUUGACGUCUGCGCAGGGCUGGGCCAUGAACGGACUGCCCUCGGCUGAGGCGCCGGGCGGCGCGGGCUGUGCUCUGGCCGGGCUCCCGCCGCUGCCGCGCGGCCUCAGCGGCCUCCUCAACGCGAGCGGCGGCUCGUGGCGGGAGCUGGAGCGCGUCUACAGCCAACGCAGUCGCAUCCAUGACGAGCUGAGCCGCGCCGCCCGGGUCCCGGACGGUCCUCGCCACGCUGCUGGCGCCGCCAACUCGGGCCCUGCCACUGGUCAGCGCCGUCCGGUCAACCUGGACUCGGCACUAGCUGCGCUGCGCAAGGAGAUGGUGGGGCUGCGGCAGCUGGAUAUGUCUCUCCUGUGCCAGCUGUGGGGCCUGUACGAGUCGAUCCAGGACUACAAGCAUCUGUGCCAAGACCUGAGCUUAUGCCAGGACCUGUCGUCGUCCUUGCACUCGGACAGCUCCUACCCACCUGAUGCCGGCCUCUCUGAUGAUGAAGAGCCUCCUGAUGCCAGCCUUCCCCCUGAUCCCCCACCCCUAACUGUGCCCCAGACGCACAAUGCCCGUGACCAGUGGCUGCAGGACGCCUUCCACAUCAGCCUUUGAAGUGCUGGGGUGGGUGGGAUUGCGCCAGAACAAAAGGCUCAAAACUUGCCCUUCAGCAAGUCCUCAGUCAAUAGUGCCUGCUCUUCUACCGGUACCACCUCACUUCACGAGGGCCAAGGCAUAUGCCUUUGAGGCAAAAUUGCCAAGCCCCCACCUGAUUAGCUACUGGGCACCUAGGUUGCAGCCUUUGCCUAUUGCACUGGGCCUUCACAUAUGUGCACCCCAGCUUGGCCAACCCUCAGCCUGGCUGUGGAGUCCAAAGCGUCUUGCACUCCCCUUGGCAUCUCUGGGAUUGGGACCUUUUUCAUCUUUUGCUGCCACUAGCAGCUCCUGGCUCAGGGGCAUCCUACCUGUUGUUAUGGGGUUUCACUGCCCUGGACAAGGUCUCCAAGACCCAUCCCUGAAACCACCCGUGGACAGGAAGGCUAAGGUUCCCUUGCUGGAUAUUUAAAUUUAGAGGACAAUUCCUGGGCGUGUAGAUAAUAAAUAUUCUUAGCGACUGCA
Molecule: messenger RNA, 1138 nt
Organism: Jaculus jaculus (lesser Egyptian jerboa)
Lineage: Eukaryota; Metazoa; Chordata; Mammalia; Rodentia; Dipodidae
Gene: Fam89b
Product: family with sequence similarity 89 member B
Exons: 2
Coding region: 65-634 (189 amino acids)
Biological process (GO): negative regulation of transforming growth factor beta receptor signaling pathway; negative regulation of SMAD protein signal transduction; positive regulation of cell migration
Cellular component (GO): lamellipodium; cytoplasm
Molecular function (GO): transcription corepressor binding
Source: RefSeq, a predicted model, not a curated record